Molecule: messenger RNA, 596 nt
Organism: Ectocarpus sp. CCAP 1310/34
Lineage: Eukaryota; Phaeophyceae; Ectocarpales; Ectocarpaceae
Source: the annotation of a GenBank genome assembly
UCAGCAUCGACAAAGCCGAGACAUAUUUUUUUCGAAGAUCGACCGUGAGACCGACGAGAUGGCCAACCCGGAAACAUCAGAUCCCGCUCAAUUGGCGGUCGCCGUGAUGGAUUACGAUCCCCAUGAGUUGCUCGUUCUCCUCAACACAAGUGAAUCUUUCGAAGAUCCGAGAAGGCAAGCCGUGGGUAUUGAAGUCACCCGUCGAUUGGAACGAGAAAAAACGUAAUUAUGAUGAUCCAGUCAACCAAAACUAUUCGGCGAAGGGCCUCUACGUUGAAGCGCACCUAAAUGAGUUUGUGGAUCUUGUCUGACCGAGUUGUUGAGUGUGGUGCGGCGGGAAGUACUUAAGUUACCUGUAGUACACACCAGAACCGAGACGUUGUUAAUACUAGUUGCACGAGUUUAAAAUCAUGCCUCCAAAGUGGCGAGAUGACAUCGAGAAUUGUGUAGUCAAUGAUUCCCCGAGCAGACAAUGAGAGGUAGCUCAAUUGAUGGUUACUAAUAACUGGUCAAAAAAAUAAUACAACGUAUCCAUCGAUUUUUGAAUGACGGAAAGCUCUGUGGCGACUCGUGUUGCCAAUAGUGGAACUUUUAUU